Serendipita indica DSM 11827 is the source of this 684-nucleotide messenger RNA. The record is from the annotation of a GenBank genome assembly. Lineage: Eukaryota; Fungi; Basidiomycota; Agaricomycetes; Sebacinales; Serendipitaceae.
AUGAAGGAAACCUUGAGGACGCUUGACCCACCAGUGGACGCCGUCCCACGACAAAGGCCAAUUGCAGGUCAGCCUAUCGCCUCUCGCACCAGAUCGAAGCUUUCUUCAACUCGAGCACGAAAACUCUGGGUCGACUAUUGCCUAAACCUCAAAGCCAUCAACCCAUCGCCAAUCGACGGCUCGGGCAUCUACUCUGCAGUCUCUUGCAAUCCGUCUCAAGCGUCUCGCACUCGGCAUAGAGACCAACUUUCAAAGCGCACCCGACGGUUCAGAUACGCUGACGACUUGGCACGCCAAAUACACUGGCCGACAAAACGACUGGAUUGCCACGGCUGCUUCCACACGCUCGGGCUUUUACAAGCGUCGUAUUGGCACAAGUUGAGCCCUCAAGUCGAGGUUGCGGCCGACUUGCAGCUCAUUGCGACGCCCAUGAAGAGAGACGCCGUGGCGACGGUGGGAGCCAAGUGGGAUCUACGAUUGAGCUCGUUCAAGGCUCAGUUGGACUCGACAGGUAAACUCUCGGCGCUAUUGGAGCAGCGGCUUGCUCCCAACUUUGCGCUCCUCUUUACAGGAGAGAUUGACCAUUUCAAGAAUACGGCAAAGGUCGGGAUGGGCAUUAUGCUCGAGGCCAAUGCGGCUCCCUACGACGAGGAGAUGAUGGCAUCGCUACCACCACAACUAUAG